AUGGUGUGCAUAUUCCAUCAUGCACGGAUAACCAUUAACAGCACACAUGAUUUCGUUUAUGUGGUGUUUGUGGUGUCCUUGAGAUUAAGUGCGCAGAUUGAUGUAUUUGUUUUAUGUCUUCGCAGUGAAGCUGCAUUUGUUGAUUUGCUUGCGGUUUGUGUAAAAAGGUGGAAUGAGACAUUGGAUCGUGAGAGGCGACUCAAGAUGAGCGAGGGCAAGCAGUAUCAGCUGGGGACGAUUGGAGCGUUGAGUCUUUCGGUGGUUUCGUCGGUGUCAAUCGUGAUCUGCAACAAGGCACUGAUCAGCACUCUUGGCUUCACGUUUGCUACUACUCUGACUAGCUGGCAUCUCCUUGUUACAUUCUGUUCUCUUCAUAUUGCUCUAUGGAUGAAAUGGUUUGAGCACAAGCCUUUUGAUCCUAGAGCUGUCAUGGGAUUUGGGAUUUUGAAUGGGACAUCAAUUGGACUUCUAAAUCUGAGCCUGGGUUUCAACUCUGUUGGUUUCUAUCAGAUGACAAAAUUGGCAAUUAUACCAUGCACUGUUCUUUUAGAGACUCUGUUCUUCCGAAAAAUAUUCAGUAGGAACGUCCAGGCAUCGCUUGGUGUUCUUCUCCUUGGUGUUGGAAUUGCGACUGUGACAGAUCUGCAGCUCAAUGUCCUGGGUUACGAUCAGAUGACAAACACCAUUCAGAAAAAGUUCAAAGUUUCUUCUACACAACUUUUGUACCAAUCAUGCCCCUAUCAGGCAAUCACUCUGUUUCUAACUGGACCGUUUGUAGAUGGACUUCUCACAAACUUGAAUGUAUUUGCGUUCAAUUAUACCCCGAAAGUACUGGCAUUUAUUGUCUUAUCAUGUUUGAUAUCAGUUUCUGUAAACUUCAGUACCUUUCUUGUGAUUGGAAAGACUUCGCCAGUCACGUAUCAGGUCUUAGGGCAUUUGAAAACAUGCCUUGUGCUUGCCUUCGGUUAUGUUCUUCUUCAAGACCCUUUUAGUUGGCGGAACAUUCUGGGCAUCCUGAUUGCUAUAGUAGGAAUGGUGCUAUAUUCGUAUUAUUGCACGAUCGAGAGCCAGCAAAAGACCAAUGCAGAAGCAGCACAGUUAUCUCAGGCUAAAGAAAAUGAAUCUGAUCCCCUAUUAAGUGUCGAAAAUGGAGGUGGUAGUUUAUCCGACUCGAACAUUGCUAGAGCUCCAGGGUGGAAUUCGAACAAGGACCUGCGGGCUUAGAACUUUGCCGGGUAUCAUCAAU
This is a messenger RNA of Striga asiatica, 1246 nucleotides long. Lineage: Eukaryota; Viridiplantae; Streptophyta; Magnoliopsida; Lamiales; Orobanchaceae. The record is from the annotation of a GenBank genome assembly.